This is a messenger RNA of Chondrus crispus (carragheen), 1038 nucleotides long. RefSeq lists its product as hypothetical. Gene Ontology annotation, molecular function: DNA-binding transcription factor activity. Gene Ontology annotation, biological process: regulation of DNA-templated transcription. Bases 1 to 909 code for a protein of 302 amino acids. NCBI's taxonomy places the organism in Eukaryota, Rhodophyta, Florideophyceae, Gigartinales, Gigartinaceae. The record is from RefSeq and is a predicted model, not a curated record. The transcript is spliced from 2 exons.
AUGACCACGCGCUUCCCCUCCGAGCCCGACCCGCUCUCCGUCGCCUCCUCGGACGCCCUGCCCCCCGUUGACUCCAUCCGCUUCACCGAGCCCGCCCUCGACCGCGUCGAUGACCCCGCGCGCCACCACAAGGCCCUCGACGUCUCCGUCCUCGACGCCGACCACAACCACGACGACCACGCCCCGCUCCGCGACAGAGAUGACACCGAUGACCCCAUGGAGAGGGACAACGACCCCAACGGCGAUAGGCCAGACCGCCACGCGUUGGCCGACCACACUGACGAUGCGGCCAAGCCAGACCAAACCGAUUCGCGACACCCCGUGAUUGACCAGCACCCUUCGCAUCCGACUGACAAGCAGGUCCAUGCAAUUGCUCCGCCUCAAGACCCCACUCACGUCACUCUCGCACUGCCUGGUGACGAAACACCAGACCAAACCCAACCCGAUGAAACUGCCACCGCAGAACACGACCACCACCCAUCCGACCUCAACGAGCAUCUGCACAUCCACGCGGGCUCGUCCUCACAUCUCGCCGUCCUGAUGCCUCCGCACGCGCAGUCGCUAACAGGGCCGCCGGCUAUCCACCCGCCAACCCCGCCACAGCCUGUCAAAAAGAAGCGACGGACGUACAACACGGAGGAGGAACGUCGGAAAGCCCGAAUUUUGAAAAAUAGACGCACUGCAGAGGAAAGCAGGCAACGCAGGAUGAAGAAAAUGAAGGACCUCGAGGAUUACGCUGAGACAGCCGCCAUCAGGGAGAAAAAGCUCCAGGAGGAGACUCGCCUGGUCAAACGUCAGCUCGCAGCAAUGAGAGAUUCUAUGGAUGAAGUCGUAGCCCAAAAAGAGGCUGAAAUUGCUACGAAAGACGCCGAAAUAGAACGACUACGCGACGAAUUGAGGACUCGCUAAGGAAUCACCUGUGGACCCCGUCCUCAUGGUUUAUUCAUCAUAUCCACAUUUUUCUAGAGUUACCGCUCUCUCCUGCCAACUUUUAAGUGCCCCAAACUACUAUGUACAUACAGUAAAGAUCAUUCACGU